AUGGUAAGAGAGAUCGUUCAUGCGAUUCUCCCGUCACAGUUCAAAAAUUACUGGUGUAAGAAAACGUCAUAUGCUAAUAAAGCCAACUUCAGGAAGAGACGAGACUAUCAUUCAGAGACACGCUAUGAAAAUGAACAAUCAAGUGAAAUUGUGGACAAUGCUCAAACAUACCCGGUUAAAAAACUGUAUCAUAAAUCAAAUUUUAAAGUAUCUAUGUUAGCAUCAUUCCUCGUUUACUAUAUGUGUGUAUUUAAUGUGAUAAUUAUGUGUGAUGUUAGUGUUAAUAAUGUAAAUAAGAAGUCUCUUGAAGAAAAUUUCGAUCUCUACAAAAAAGAUCUAAGCUUACGAGUAAAUACUUCUAAAAUUUGGCGUCGCAACUUAAACGAAUCACCUCUAUUGAAGAAUGUGAUAAAAAGCACAACAUCUACAGAUCAAGGAGGGAAGUCUAAAUACUCCUUACCUGAAGCUGUUGAAUUUAACAAAUAUUACAGUUAUUAUAAAAAUAAAGAUAACAGCACAGAUGAUGAUGAGGUCAAUCAGAAUGAAGUGAAAAAUAUAUAUGAUAAUACUCGGGCAGUGGGGUACCCCCAUGAUUUAGCGACACAUCCCUAUUAUGUGAAAAGAACAAAUUUCAAUUUAAGACCAGAAAGUCACCAGUUCCAUAACAAAAUUCUAAAAUUGGGAAUCCUUCUGCCAGCUGAUCCAAGUCAAGUUUUGUCACUAGCUAAAGUUUUACCGAUAGUUGAAAUGGCAAUAAUGGCUAUAACCUUACCUGAUGGUCCUUUGCCUGGAUGGAAAGUGCUUGUUGAUUAUAGGGACACUCGCUGCUCAUCUGUGGAAGGACCACUAGCAGCUUUUGAGUUCUACGUCAACGGUUCUGCUGAUGCUUUUAUUGGACCUGGUUGUGAAUACGUUAUCGCUCCAGUGGCAAGAUACGCUAGUCUUUGGCGGAUUCCUGUUAUCACUGCUGGGGCACAGGCAGAAGCUUUCGGCUACAAACAUCCAAGUUAUUUGACCUUGACAAGGAUGAUGGGAAGUUACACUCAAGCUGGAGUGGCUAUCCGGAAAGUUUUUGAGGAAUUCAACUGGAGGAAACUUGGGAUGCUGUAUCACAACAACGGUCCAUCUACCGGUAAAGGAAAUAGUGCCUGCUUCAUGACACUCAGUGCCAUAUUCACUGUUCUACAGAAGAAAGGGGCUAGGAACAUUCCCAAUAUACCUUUCGACGAAACGAAUAUUACAACUACUAAAAUAAAACAGCUCCUUCAAAAACUUUCUCUUAGCACGAGAAUUGUAGUAGUUUGCGCGAACCCAAGUACCGUACGCGAGAUAAUGUUGGCAGCAGAUGAUCUCAAUAUGGUGUCGUCUGGCGAGUAUGUGUUCUUCAACAUCGAGCUAUUCUCUAACUUGGCAUCGGCGUCUUCAAAGGAGCCAUGGAAGGUAGAAGGCGAUACGGAUGAAAGGAAUGAGCGAGCCAGGCGUGCGUACAGCGCAGUGCUAACAGUUACUAGCCCCGCUCCUGAGAAAAAAGAAUAUUUAGAGUUUUCUGAUCAGGUCAAAGAACUAGCAGAAACAAAAUACAACUACACAUUUGGGAAAGGUGAAGUUGUGUCGACAUUCGUAGCUGCUUUCUACGACGCCGUGUUGCUAUACGCGCUCGCUCUAAACGAUACUCUACGACAGGCGGACGAUCCUAGAGGUGAACUGGAUGGUGCUAUGGUUAUAAGGAACAUGUGGAAUAGAACGUUUCAAGGCAUAACUGGCGAAGUGAUAAUCGACGACAAUGGCGACCGCGUGGCGUCGUACUCCUUAUUGGAUAUGAAUCCUAACACAAGCAAAUUUGAGGUAGUUGCGACUUACGUGGCAGCGAACUCGUCCUUGCAGUUUGUCGAGAACCGCCCAAUACAUUGGGCGGGGGGUAGGAUCACCCCCCCACCGGAUACUCCUAAGUGUGGCUUCGACGGAUCGCUCUGUCCUGAUAACUCCUUACCUGUCUACGCCAUUCUGAGUAUCGUGUUAAGUUCCGUCGUGGUCAUACUGGCUAUACUUUCAGUAUUCAUUUACAGGCAUUACAAAUUAGAAGCGGAAAUAGCAAUGAUGACUUGGAGAGUCAGUUGGAGUGAAGUUUUGCCGUCAAGCAGCAGACUGCGCGGAAGUCUGCAUUCUUUGAUCAGAAGAUAUAGUACUGGAACUGCGUAUUCAGAUGAAGCAACAUCACUCGCUGGAGAUCGUCAAAUGUACACGCCUUGGGGUUUUUACAAAGGGUGCAGAGUUGCUAUCAAAAAAGUCGAUAAGCAGAGGAUAGACUUAUCAAGACCUUUACUUCUAGAAUUAAAGAAGAUGAAAGAUCUAGAACAUGAUCAUCUGGCCAGGUUCUUCGGAGCAUGUGUAGACCCACCACACUGUUGUCUCCUUACAGAAUAUUGUCCUAAAGGAUCACUUCAAGAUAUAUUGGAAAAUGAUACGAUAAAAUUAGAUUGGAUGUUCAAAGUUAGCUUAAUGCACGACAUUGUCAAGGGAAUGCAUUAUCUUCACAGUAGUGAUAUUAGAUCUCAUGGGGCUUUAAAAUCUAGCAACUGUGUAGUGGAUUCUCGCUUUGUAUUGAAAAUAACAGAUUUCGGUUUAAAUGCCCUGAGGACUUCAGAAAAAGACACGCGGGCGCAUAGUUAUUGGACUCGGAUGCUUUGGACAUCACCGGAAUUACUACGUAUGUCUGAGCCGCCACCAGAGGGCACUCAAAAGGCAGAUGUAUAUUCUUUUGGCAUAAUAAUGCACGAAAUUGUUAACCGUCAAGGCGCUUUUUGGCUUGGACCAGGAGUCGAUAUAUCUCCUAAAGAAAUAAUCGACGCAGUGAUAAGUGGUGGUCUUCGUCCAAACACGACCCACACAAAGUCAUGUGAAGCAGAUGACGCCACAGAUCUUAUGCGUCGUUGUUGGGCUGAAGAGCCGUCAGAGCGGCCGGACUUCGCCCAUUUGAAGGGAGCUGUGCGAAGGCUCAAUAAGACUCAAGAAAGUAGUAAUAUUUUAGAUAAUUUGCUUUCUCGUAUGGAACAAUAUGCAAAUAACUUAGAAACGUUAGUGAGCGAACGUACACAGGAUUAUUUAGAGGAAAAGAAAAAAUGUGAAGAGCUACUCUACCAAUUGCUACCUAAAUCAGUGGCCUCGCAGUUGAUCAACGGUCAGUCGGUGGUGGCGGAAACGUUCGAACAAGUAACAAUAUACUUUUCCGACAUCGUCGGCUUCACAGCGCUGUCGGCUUCAUCGACGCCUAUGCAAGUUGUCGAUUUACUCAAUGACUUGUAUACUUGCUUCGAUUCUAUUGUAGAAAACUAUGAUGUUUAUAAGGUGGAAACAAUAGGAGAUGCCUACAUGGUUGUGUCUGGUUUGCCAGAGCGCAACGGUACGAGACACGCGUGUGAAGUGGCUCGAAUGGCGCUAGCGCUACUUGACGCCGUACGACGCUUCAAGAUUAGACACCGACCGCGCGAUCAACUGAAAUUGAGAAUUGGAUUGCAUUCUGGGCCGUGUGUUGCUGGUGUCGUAGGGUUGAAAAUGCCACGGUAUUGCCUAUUCGGAGAUACAGUGAACACAGCAUCAAGAAUGGAAUCCAAUGGCGAAGCGUUAAAAAUACACGUGUCGCAAACAACGAAGAGCCUGCUUGAUACUUUUGGAACAUUCCGUUUAGAGUGUAGAGGUGAAGUUGCUAUGAAGGGUAAAGGAGUUCAAGUCACAUAUUGGCUGUUGGGUGAAAUCGUUGAUCCAAAUGCACCUAAGGAAAAACCACCUUUAUUAAAACUACAAGCGCAGUCUACUGAUAGUGGAUCUUUAUCACAUCUAACGCCAUUUAGACAACGUUUAGAUCAAAGUUCGAGAUCAUCAAGCAGACGAGGGUCGGGAGUAUUUCUCCAAAAGCAGACUGAUGUUAGCAAAUUGGAAAGAGAAGUUCAACCUAUAUUGCAAGCAGUAAAAAUGCAAAGGCAACAUUCUGAUCCAAACGAACGCGUCACUAACGGAGUAGUUGAUGCUGAAGAACUAGAUAAGCUAAGCAUUUCAAAUUCUAUGUCAUUAACUGUUAACUCCCUUAAUCAUAACAAUGUGAGUCAAACUGGUCAGCCCAAAGUUAAACUGAAGGAGUUCCAGAUGAACUCUAUGGGAAACCAUAAAUCUAAUAAGAUAGGUAAUAACAAUUGGAUACCCAAGCUACCAACAGCAAGUUCCUUUGAUAACGGCUCUAAGAAAGUCAAUGAAUGCCUCAAAGACUAUAGUAGCGUACCAUUAUUGUCAAAAGCUGAAAAACCAAAUGAUUCCAUUGUA
Molecule: messenger RNA, 4314 nt
Organism: Brenthis ino (lesser marbled fritillary)
Lineage: Eukaryota; Metazoa; Arthropoda; Insecta; Lepidoptera; Nymphalidae
Source: the annotation of a GenBank genome assembly